Molecule: messenger RNA, 3066 nt
Organism: Dromiciops gliroides (monito del monte)
Lineage: Eukaryota; Metazoa; Chordata; Mammalia; Microbiotheria; Microbiotheriidae
Gene: OLIG2
Product: oligodendrocyte transcription factor 2
Exons: 3
Coding region: 266-1252 (328 amino acids)
Biological process (GO): regulation of DNA-templated transcription; myelination; oligodendrocyte cell fate specification
Molecular function (GO): protein dimerization activity; DNA-binding transcription factor activity
Source: RefSeq, a predicted model, not a curated record
GCUGCCUCCCAGACACGAGCUCUGACACAACGCCCAUCGCCAAGAGCCCAGAGCGGAUCCCGGCUUCCCCUGGCUGCACCUUGUUGUAGAGAUCGCCUGGAAAAAAAAAAAGCUAGAGGCGUGCGAAGCGGCUUGGCGGGCAGUGACUCCGACUGUGAAAGAGAGAGUUCACUAAGAGACUGGUGGUGUGUGCGUGUGUGUGUGUGUGCGUGCGUGCGUGUGUGUGUGUGUGUGUGUGUGUGUGUGUGGCGCCUGCCCAGGGGAUAUGGACUCCGAUGCCAGUCUGGUGUCCAGCCGCCCGUCCUCACCGGAGACGGAUGACAUCUUCCUUACAGCCCGAAGCAAGGGUAGCAGCGGCGGCGGUGGCGGUGGCUUCACCGGGGGCACGGUCUCCUCUUCUACACCAAACGACUGCCAGCCAGAGCUAAGCGCGGAGCUUCGAAACGCCAUGGGCGCGGCGGGCGUGCACCCUGGGGACAAGCUGGGCGGCGGCUGCUUUAAGUCUUCGUCCUCCACCACCUCAUCUUCCUCUUCCACCUCCUCGUCUUCCUCCGUGGCCUCUUCUACCAAGAAGGACAAGAAGCAGAUGACAGAGCCGGAGCUACAGCAGCUUCGGCUCAAGAUCAACAGCCGCGAGCGCAAGCGGAUGCACGACCUCAACAUCGCCAUGGACGGGCUUCGUGAAGUCAUGCCGUACGCGCACGGGCCCUCGGUGCGCAAGCUCUCCAAGAUCGCUACUCUUCUUCUGGCCCGCAACUACAUCCUCAUGCUUACCAACUCCUUAGAGGAAAUGAAACGGCUGGUCAGCGAGAUCUACGGCGGCCACCACGCUGGUUUCCACCCCUCAGCCUGCGGGAGCCUGGCACAUUCGGCACCUCUGCAGGCGGCCGCUGCGCACCCAGCGGCGGCGGCGGCGCACGCCUCCCACCACCCCGCAGUGCAUCACCCAAUAUUGCCACCCGCUGCGGCGGCAGCAGCCGCAGCUGCAGCAGCAGCCGCGGUCUCCAGCGCCUCCCUUCCAGGCUCUGGCCUCUCAGCGGUUAGCUCCAUCCGACCCCCGCAUGGUUUGCUCAAGUCGCCCUCGGCGUCCGUGGCCACCCCGUUGGGUAGUGGAGGAGGAGGCGGUGGCAGCUUCCAGCACUGGGGUGGGAUGCCCUGCCCGUGUAGCAUGUGUCAAGUGCCACCACCUCACCACCACAUUUCCUCCAUGAGCACGACCAGCCUCCCCAGACUCACUUCCGACGCCAAAUGAGCUCAGCCAGAGCCAACCGAGGCUUUGGAAAGGGCCCUAGGUGGGGAUAGAGAGGGCAAGGAGCAGAACUAGCUCCAGCUGUGGAACAUUUUCCUGGAGAAAAGGGGAGAGAGGAAAGGAUGGAGAACCCUAGACUGUGACUCUCCAAGGGACCGAAGAAACAGAGGCCCCAGUUGCAGGGGUCGGUGACCUUUCCCCUGUGGCCUCUGCCAGCCCUCCCGGACCUACAAAUAAAAACAAAACACUCGUUUGAUAAAGCAAUUUGAAGAAGGCACCCGCAACUUCCACUUCUACGUUCCCCUUCUUUUCCCCAGGCAAGACACUGUUUCUUCACUGCUGGUUGAAGUAGAGCAGGAUCUGACAACACUUGCACCAAUUUUUUAUUUACUUCUCUCCCUCCCCCAGUUUCUCCUUCCUAUGGCUCAUUAGGUCAGAGACCCAGGAAAAGUGAGCCCGAGACGGGCUGAGAUCUGGUUGCAACAGGCAGACUCGGACACACGCACCCCAUACAAGUUCUCUUAUUCUCCUCCUUGUAAAGGAGAAGUUGGAAGACGGUAUUCUGUACAGCGCAUACUUGCUUUUUUCCAUUUUCAGUAACUGUAUACACCCACAACUCACCGCGAAUUAUGGCAAUUGUUUUUGUUAUCGUUGUUUUGUUUUGUUUUACCCAGUGUUGUUCUUUUUGUUCAUUUGAGUUUUUGUUAUUGUCGUUGCCUUUUUAAAAAGGGAAUUUUCUUUUUCGAAAGAGGAGAGACUUGGUAGGCAAAGUGAGAAUGGAUGCUCUUGAACUGGAGUAACCAAAACGGCUGAUGCCUUUUUGGUGGUGUUCUUAGUUAUAUACAUAUACAUACAUACAUACAUAUAUAUAUAUAUAUAUAUAUGUAUAUUUUUAAAGGCAUUUUACUCCUCUCAUCCUACCUUUUCUGUUGCAGAUCACAAAAUGUGAAGGUGGUUUGGUUUCUUGGUUUCCUGAAAUUCGAUAUCCGGUAGUUUGAAAGAACUAAAAAAAUUGUUGCUGUAAAAUGUAGUCUGAGUGAUUUUUGUUUGUUUUGGUUUUUUUUUUAAAGUUUCUCUUGUGAAGUUGUAAAUAUAAUGGCAGAUGAUGAAAUGUGUUCCUUUUGCUGGAGCUUUCUGUUUGUAUACAUGUGCUGUAUGAGGCUCGUCGAUGUCUUAAGGUUUUCUUUAUUAAUGUUUUCUUGAGGCCACAUUUAACAAAGUUAAGACAAACCUUCAGUGUGCUUUCUAUGUCAAAACAGAACAGAACAGAACUCCACAUUACAUUGCUGUAAUACUUAGUGCUGAGCUUCUUAGCAUCUGCAAUAUAACACCACUUUUCUUAUCGCUGCUCCCUGCAGAGAUUUUAUCAUCUGUUUUAUUUUUGUAAAAAAAAAAUGCUAAAUAAUAUUUAUUACUUGUUUGGUUGCAAAAACAAAAUAAAUGAUCAACUGUUGAAAUUUUAAAUAAAAAAUACAUUUUAAGUAAGUGGCAGGUUUUCCCCCUCUGUUUGUAAUAUGAGAAAGUCUUGGGAACUUAUUGCACUGAAGUACAGACUUUAAGCAGGGAAGGAGAAAGGCACCUGAAAGCCCAGGAUCACUGAGAACUUCUUCCCUGGAACUGCCCAAAUCUGUCCAACAUCCCUCACAUUUUGGGAAGAUAUAGUGAAGACAUUUCUUCUCCAGAUUAGAUUUAGAAUGAAAAGGAUCACAAAUGAGUUUAUGCUUCUUCUAACUUCAGUGACAAAACUAGUUGACCAGGUUUAUUGUUAGGGGGUUGAGGGGCAGGGGAGGUGUUCAGUCCAAGUGGCUUAAAUUUUU